Kwoniella botswanensis is the source of this 1071-nucleotide messenger RNA. RefSeq lists its product as uncharacterized. NCBI's taxonomy places the organism in Eukaryota, Fungi, Basidiomycota, Tremellomycetes, Tremellales, Cryptococcaceae. Gene Ontology annotation, cellular component: extracellular region. The coding region runs from base 1 to 1071 and encodes 356 amino acids. The record is from RefSeq and is a predicted model, not a curated record. The transcript has 6 exons.
AUGCUGGCCAUCUCUACUAUCUCUUCUUUCGCUGUACUUUCUCUUUUACUCCUUGGUGAUUUGACCAAUGCUAAACCCUAUCAUUCACCUCUUGAAAGACGGAUGACCAAACAUCGACGACGGGGUCCCGUAGAUAACUCAAUCUCACCUUCACCUCCUCCAGUCAUUCUGAUCCCUCGAGGAGAAUCCGACGAUAAUGUCGUUUGGGUCGAUAUCACGUCCACGACGACCGUCACUGCCUCUUCUACCCAAGAGACCUCGUCUUCGUCGGACUCGAACAAAGGCGACGGUGAUCCUCCCCCUGUGGUCGGUGCUGUAUUAGCAGGUCAAGAUGGUGGGAGUAAUGAGGAGCCCAACGUCGUAUAUGUCGAUGUCACUUCGACUGUCAUAAGAACCGUCCAACAUGGCGACAGUGGUGGUGCGGCCCAACCGACUCAACAACAGAACUCGCAAAAUCAACCUCCUCCUACGACUACCAUUACAGCUACGCGAUCCAAAGCUGUCCCCACGGUUGGAGCCGUCGCUAUAAGUACUGGAAAGGGAGUGACGACGACAAUUAUGGACACUGCCAGUGGAACCGCAGCGGCCAUGUCGACUGCUUCCGCCUUACCUACCAACGGUGCCAACGAGGAAGCUCAAGGUCCAUGGGUUAAAUACCAUAAUGAAGCGAGAGCAAAAUAUCAAGUUGGUGCUUUGAGAUGGCGGGCGGAUCUGGUAAAUCUCGCGAAAGAGAAAGCUGAGCUAUGUAAUAAGAAACAUACCGUCGCUGCUGAGAAUUUGCAAUGGGGAAGUGGUAUGGGUACACCUGAAAGUGCUGUAACAGGCUGGAUGAGCGAGGACAAAUUGUACAAUUGGAAUAACCCAUCUUAUUCGGACGCGACUGGUCAUUUCACUCAGGUCGUUUGGAAGAAUACCACAUCGGUCGGAUGUUGGAUCGCUGAAUGUCCUCAAGGUUCGGUAGUAGGCCCAGAAUACGAUCAAUCUUUCCAAACGGCUUGUGAAUACGAUCCGGCUGGUAACUUUGUCGGCGAGCAGAAUUUCAGAGAGAACGUACUUCCAGCUGCGUACUGA